CUUUACUGAAGUAGUAGUAGUACCACAAUGUGUACAAAUACACAAGUACAAGUCCUAGAUUCAAAGGUUCACUUAAGUAAUAGAAAGUUCAUACACAGUUAGUGUAACCUUGAGCUAUAAAACUCAUAAAUUUACUAUCUACUUCUCUGUGUACUUCAUUUACUAUUCUGUUGGAUUUCCCAGUAGUUACAUCACAAACCAGUGGUGGGCUGUAACUGGGCGCCAGUUUCUAAGCUAUAUUUAACCCAAAUAAAUGUCACAUGUUGGGGCUACACGUGCCGAAUUUACCAGGAGACCCGAAUAAUGUUUAAUAUAUAUUUAAUCAGCUUUGACAAAAUGUGUACUUGUCCGAGAAUGGCACCAUUUGAAAACGGCGGAUUUUUAAUGGAGUUGGACGUAAGGAAGCUGCUGCAGGGGCGUGUUUUCAGCCAAAGCACUGACUCGGCUUUGGACGAGGAGCUACAGGACGUAACGUUUCACACUGCGGCAUCUCAGCAACGGUCAGGUGAUGACGUGACCUCAGAGCUGCCACAGCUGUCAGUGAUGGAGGGCCUGUGGUGUGUGGCUGCAGGUGUGUUCCAGGUGUGGAUGUUUGUGGUGGUGUUCCUCAUCAUGCUACCUGCCAUGUUCGGGGUCUCCCUGGGUGUCACUGGGGUCUACAUCCAGGUCCUGGUCAAGAUCCUUGAGUGGGCCACGAUACGAAUCCAGAGGGGCCAGAAGGAGCAGCCCGGUGUGCCCGUCCCUCUGCCCGCUGGGAUCAUUGAGCGAGCGGCGGGCUCAAUGGAGGAGGAGAUGGGGCAGCUGCAAAGCCCCCGCUCCCUGGAGGGGGGGCACUUUGCUCUGAGCGACGCCUUCUAUUUCUACAAGAAGGGCAUGGAGAGCAUCGUGGACGACCAGGUGAUCCAGCGCUUCUCCUCCGAGGAGCUGGCCUCCUGGAACCUCCUCACACGCACCAACCAGAACUUCCGCUACAUCAGCCUCCGCCUCACUGUCAUCUGGGGCCUCGGGGUCUUCGUGCGCUACUGCAUCCUCUUACCCCUGAGGAUGACUCUGGCCAUCAUCGGCCUCUCGUGGCUCGUCGUCGGCACCACCCUGGUUGGAUGUCUGCCUGACAGCAGUGUGAAGGACUGGCUCAGUGAACUGGUCCAUCUGACCUGCUACAGGAUCUGUGCCCGGGGGCUGUCGGCCACCAUCCACUACCACAACAGGGAGAACAAGCCUCAGAAAGGAGGGAUAUGUGUAGCGAACCACACCACUCCGAUCGAUAUGGUGAUCCUGGCCAACGACGGCUGCUACGCCAUGGUGGGUCAGGUCCACGGGGGUCUGUUGGGGGUCCUUCAGAGGUCCAUGGUGAGGUCCUGUCCUCACGUCUGGUUCGAGAGGUCGGAGAUGAAAGACCGCCACGCCGUGACCAGCAGGCUGAGAGCGCACGUGGCAGCGAAGACCAAACUUCCCAUCCUGAUAUUCCCUGAAGGAACCUGCAUCAACAACACCUCAGUCAUGAUGUUUAAGAAGGGCAGCUUUGAAAUAGGAGGGACAGUCCACCCCGUGGCAAUCAAGUACGACCCCCGGUUCGGUGACGCUUUCUGGAACAGCAGUAAAUACAACACGGUGAGCUACCUGCUGCGGACGAUGACCAGCUGGGCCGUAGUCGUCAACGUGUGGUACCUCCCUCCCAUGACCCUACAGCAGGACGGGGAGGACGCCGCUCAGUUCGCAGACAGAGUGAAAUCUGCCAUCGCUCGUCGGGGAGGACUGCUGGACCUGGCAUGGGACGGAGGGCUGAAAAGAGCGAAGGUGAAGGACAGCCUUAAAGAAGAGCAGCAGAGGAUGUACAGCAGCAUCAUAGUUGGACAGAGGGCCGUGGAAGGGUGGAGUGAAGACACUGAGCAGCAGUAAAACGGAAUCUUCUGAAUCUGGAGGAAGCCUCAGCUGGAGUGUGUCUGCACCAGCAGGGGGCAGUGUACGACAAGGGAACACCCCAGGCCUGGAAACGCCACUCCUGCUGUUCAGACACCACGUCCACUGUGUCCUGCCUUUAUCACCAUCUGUAUCACCGUGCUUGUUCUUCUUGGUGUGUGUGUCUCCAUCUACUAACCUGCACACACACACACACACACACACACUUCAUCCACCUUCAUUUUCUUUUUCUUCUGAUGCAAUAGAACAUGACAAAGGCACGAGACUGGGCAGAAGAAACUGUUCACGACAUCGACUGACUGAUGAGUUACUGUUCUGUUUGCAAACACAUAAACACAAAUCAUCACACUGCGGGAGCUGGAACAGGCACAUCAGCGACUCCAGAGAUGAACUGACUACCAAAAUAGUUCAUUUUAAUAAAUUAAUUGAUUAAUCAACUGAUAGUUUCUAGCAUCAAUACCAUGUGAUCUGCAGCAACUCCAGUGAGAACAUGAGGGUGAACUGGUCGAGUCCAAAAUAAGAUGUGUUGUGAGGACGUUAAUAAAAGAAAUGUAGGAGAGUAAGACAGUAAAUCAUCAUUUUUAUAAUGGCAGGUGUGUGUGUGUGUGUGUGAGAGAGAGAUUCACUUCACCAGGAAUCAGUCCAUCAGGCUCUACAGGUGUGAAGCACUGAGCAGCCAGUGAACUCCACAGAAAAUGUGUCAGGUUUGAGGUUUUUUGGCAGAAGGAAGAGUCCACACUGUUCUUUAUCCUGUAUUCACUGUAGUGUCAUAUAAAACCCAACGUGCACAGACAAAAGUC
Molecule: messenger RNA, 2720 nt
Organism: Monopterus albus (swamp eel)
Lineage: Eukaryota; Metazoa; Chordata; Actinopteri; Synbranchiformes; Synbranchidae
Gene: gpat3
Product: glycerol-3-phosphate acyltransferase 3
Exons: 15
Coding region: 304-1899 (531 amino acids)
Biological process (GO): triglyceride biosynthetic process
Cellular component (GO): endoplasmic reticulum
Molecular function (GO): glycerol-3-phosphate O-acyltransferase activity
Source: RefSeq, a predicted model, not a curated record